Molecule: messenger RNA, 729 nt
Organism: Ostertagia ostertagi
Lineage: Eukaryota; Metazoa; Nematoda; Chromadorea; Rhabditida; Trichostrongylidae
Source: the annotation of a GenBank genome assembly
GCUGGAUCGUCAGUAACGUUACAACCAAUAUUAGUUGAUGCACCUGACAUUGAUGAAAUCAAUGACCUUCGACCUGUCCGUGAGUUGCUUCCUGAACGAACUCCAGGAGCCCCCGCCGUGGUACGUGUCGAAAACCAUCCAUAUGCUGGUGUGGUGCCGUCGCGGGCCCGACAGCUCGUCCGAAGUAUGGCGAUGUGUGGAGACGAUGACACGCGAUUACGUCCACCGCCACCAUCGUCAAUGCUGAAAACCUACGCCUCUGUGGCAGCUAUAGGCUUACCUGGAGUGGCUCCACGACAUCGAAAUUCCUCAUCACUAAGUAGAGAGUCAUCUUCGUAUACGGACUAUCCCACGGACCUGACUGAGCCAGAACUUCGUGCAUUCAUUGCUGCAACAUUACAUAAGAACCCACGAGAUCGUGCAGUGAUAUUGCACCUGGAACAAACUUUCAUUGAUCUGCUGAACAAUUUCGAACAACAGUCACUGAAGCUGCCACCGGUGUCAUCAUAUACCCGUAUGUUAAUACAUCGAGUAGCUGUUCUGUUUGGACUCGAUCAUAACGUCGACAACAGCGGGAAACGUGUGGUGGUAUCGAAGACGUCUAAAUCCAAACCGCCGUCUUUUCUGUUCGCAAGCCUCAUUCAAAGCAACGUCUACACUGACAAUCAGAAGUAUGACGGCUCUUGGAACUAUGGAGAUGUACGGCUUGUAGUAAUUUUGGAAGUUUAG